Nanorana parkeri is the source of this 8445-nucleotide messenger RNA. RefSeq lists its product as uncharacterized. Gene Ontology annotation, cellular component: ciliary transition zone. The annotation marks the transcript as partial. The record is from RefSeq and is a predicted model, not a curated record. The transcript has 46 exons. Gene Ontology annotation, biological process: cilium assembly. NCBI's taxonomy places the organism in Eukaryota, Metazoa, Chordata, Amphibia, Anura, Dicroglossidae.
AAACAUGGAACUGUCUCUGGAAGUUCUGCUGUCUACCAGCAUCAAGAGGAAAAAGCCAUGUACGAGGCUUUGCUGGUUGGGGCAGGAAAAGGAAGCAGUUUUCUUGGUGGAUGAGAAUCGUAUCAGUGAGAUCAGCCUGCGCUCAGGCAGUGUGAAGAAGCCAUUACUUAAGAAAAGCAGCAUUGUGACCCUUGCUACAUCUGCCAAUGGAGCCUGGCUAGCUGCUCUGAAAGUCUCUGGGGAGCUAUCACUAUGGAGUAAGGAUCUGGACUGUCUGCUCACGAUUCCAGCUAUUGCAGACAUCUCCCAGCUGAUUUCAGUUACACAAGAAACUUCUUUGAAGCUCUACCUGUACGUGUCAGGAGAUGGCAAUAGAGUCCUCUUGGCCACUCACACUGGCUGUGUGUACCUGUGGGAAAACACAGAGGAAAAGAAUCGGUCUAAUCCUCUGAAAGCCAGGACCCUUUCAGGCCGGUGGACUAAAAUCGAACCUCAUGACACGGUUGUGUUCCCAAGCACCGCAGAUAACGAAGCGACUGUUCACGCCAUGUUUUUAAAGAGCGAGGUGUUGGGUGAUUGCUGUUUGUGUACAUUUGUCUAUUACUCUGGAUCCCGGCUGAUGAUGACGUUCCUAUCACUGCGCUGGCUUGAGGGUGAUCAGAAGUACAACAGUGUGUGCCCGUUCAAUGUUCAUUGGGCACAACAGAACUGCCCACUGGAUACCAUCUACCCCAUCUGUGAGCCAGUUAAGUCUAGAGGAGCUCUGGUGGCUGCAUUCUCCAAAGACGGCUUAGUGCAAGCCUUGGCAAUAAAUCAGAAAGACCCCAAGGCAACCUGCGUCGUCUUUAUAAACACCAUGAACGUUGUUACUGUGUGCGGCACUUUGAAGGGCUGUAGCAGUAAAAACCAGCAGAUCCCAGCCAGAUAUCUAAGGUCUUACUGGGUAGCGAACAUGUCAUGGACAUCUGACAGCCUUUUUUUGGCCUGUGUCUUGAAGAGGGGGUCCCUGUUGUUAUUAACACGACUGGGUGAGCUCUUGACUCUGACAACAUCUGGAUGUAGUGUUGAAUUUGGACCAGCCGAGUUUAUUCCUCUUCAUCCUUUAAUCACAUACAGACCACCUGUACCCAUCCUGGAAAGCCACAAUGCCAAUGAUUCUCUGGGUUCUGUGGCAUCUGAGACUGAUUUAAUGCGGCAAAGGUUUUCUGUCACUUGUCACCCUCGUCUACCCUACCUCAUUGUCUCAGAUGGUUAUAUGGUGACUGCCCUCCGCUUUGCACAAAAUCUGUCUCCUUAUCACUUCAUGAAGUCUUUACUGCUUGACUCAGCCCAGAGGCUGGAGAAUGUACGACAGAGCCUUCAGCUGGGAAAGUCAAAGAAAAAUAGGAUUAAACUGCGGUCCCUCUCUUCCUUAAAAGCCACUUUAUUGAAAGAUGCUGAUAAACCGCCAUCAGUACAUUCUACAGUGCCAAGCUUUCUACAAGAUGAGGAAGAAAUCUGUGGCCAUCUUGAGAGUUGUGAUCUGUUCAUUUGUUUUUCCUCCUGUCUUCAGGAUGAUGAUGAGGAGUCAGAUGAUCAGGAACAUUUAAAAUACAAAGCUCCAUCAAACAGUACAUUUGGCAGAGCUGAGCAAGGCCGGCUGGAAUUUGCUUCCAUGUUUGAUACCAUCCAUGCCAGUGACCACACCAUGGUGAAGAGCGACAUGCUUUGUGAACUGCUGCGAAUCAGGAAAACUUUAUUGACCGCAUGGGCCACCGGAGUGACCAUGAGAAAUAUAGCAGAAUUAGACAGCCUGUUACAGUACACUGUGGGGUGCUUGACUCAUUUCCUGUCACUUCUUCAGAGUCCCAAUUGCCCUUCAUUAAAGUCGGAUAAGCCCUCAAAGGCUUCAGGAAGAGGAGACACACUGUGGUCUUACUUUGGUGUUCUACAGCAGUGUCUUACUGCUCUGUACUGGGAUGUAUCGCCACGGCAAGCCUUUGGACACAUGAUAAAACUGUCUGCAGAGGUCAUCAAAUUGAUCCUCGUUCAGAGCAGUCAGCUAUACUCGAAGAGUCUGCUGGAGGGUUUUUGUCUUUUGAAGACGGUUUCCCUAAACCUGGCUACAAUUUACGGCUUAAGUUUCGAGUCUGUCCCUGCUGGUUUUUCUAUGGGUGAUGUAGCACAUCUUGACGUUGUAAAUUCUCCUGUAUUUGAAGCACUAAUGCAGCCAUUGAAAGGCUCAUCAGUAUGCUAUGUCUUCAAGGAACCUCCAAAUGCAACGCAAUGCAGGAAGUCAGAGAAAAGACUGGCUGUGCUAUGGAGACUGUUGUAUAAUCAGACCCUAUGGUAUCAGGCACGCUUGAGAAAGCAGAUGUCUUUGAAUCAGUCCAUGCAGUUGUCACCUGAAGUUCAAAGUGAGGAAAAGGCCAUUGUGUCACUGUUGUGUCACAUACAAGCUGAACUGCAAGCUGCAAACCAACAUCUGAGCCUGAGCUUGUCUCUUCUCCCUGUAACUGGUGAAGAAUAUUUCUUGUUUGGAUCAUAUAAGGAGUCGGUAGAGUUCUGGAAGAGAGAGUUACUGGAAGCCAGUCUUCAAGGUGGAGUUCGAGCUGGGUUACUCCAGACACGUUAUUACUUGGCAAUGCUUUAUUGUCACUUAUAUCACUACAAUUUAAAUGAUGCGCAAGGCCUCUGCGACCAGCUGGUGAAGGAGCUGCUGCUUCGAUCAGAACUGCUGGCAGAGACAGAGAACGUUGGCGAGGAGUCUGAUGAACGACUGUUGAAGAAGAUUCAUCCAGAAGCAGCACUGGCUGUCAUCCAGUCUAUGGGGAGAUUCAUGGUCGCAUAUUUCACUAACCAGCUGCUGUAUGUUUUCCCUCCACAUAAUGUCUGUGUUCUUGCACCUCUGCAUAUCACAAUAGGUGGGUCAAAUCGGUUUCCGAGAGUUGUUACUUUACAGCACAGCGUGGUUGCCAGUGCAGUCAGAGAUCAGAACCUCUCCAGUGUCUGGACAGUAGAAUAUGCUCUAGACCUGCUUUUGAUUGGUGGAUUGAUACCAGAGGCUGCAUGGCUGGCAAACAAGCUGGGAGACUGGAAGAUGUCUGUUUCUAUGGCUGUGGCCUACAACCAGCAUCUGAAGAGCAUUCCUGAUGAAAGUAAAGAAAAUUUGCCAUCCAUGCCCUUGUAUCUGUCCCUAGCGCACAUUUUUCAAGAGAAGUUACAGUCCUACCUGGGUCAACCUCCACAUUUAGACGGCUUGGAAAAGAAGAACAUUGAAACAAAACAAUUUACUGAUCCCAUUGAGGAAGAAGAUGCAGAUGUUCUGUUCAACUCGGUGCAGGAGAUGUUAAAGGCUGCUGUAAUGGCUGAUGCAGAAAUUCUAACUGAAACCCUUCGUCAGCUGAUGGAGUCAGCCAAAGAGCUCGCCAGGAAGCUGCCGGGUCUUGUUCCAGAGCGUCUCUAUCUGCCAGCACCACCGUUGUACUGCCCCCAGCCCUCGUCAGUUAGUGAAGAGGACCCAAGUGAUUUGCUUUUACAGAUGGAGAAACUGAAUCGACAGAAACUAUCUGGGGUUCUUCAGAGAAUCCUUUUACUGUUGCGGGCAGCACACUGUUCCCUUCCUGCUGCUCAGUGGUACAUCAAGCAAAUAAAAAGAGCAAGAAAAAUCAUGCAGAAGAUUCGUGCUAAGGGUGCCUUACCUCCUCUCAGUCCACUUCCAGAAGCUUUGCUAAAUUAUGCAAAUGGCAGGACUGUGUUUCUCAAGCCAGGAGCUAGUGGAGAUCUUGUAUCCUCCAGUGUAGUAGGCUGCUUUCGUGAGCUAUGCGCUCUAUGCUGGAUGCUGCAUGUACGGGAGAGAUUGUCAUUGAGCUGCAGAAAAUACCAAAAAGCCAGAGACAGCGGCAAACUUUUUAAGAGCUCAGAGGAGUAUGACUCUUGUGUGACUGAGCAUUGUUUUGAAGCUCUGGAAUGGGCCUGUAGAAUGCUGCCAUUCACUCGAGUUACAAACUGCGAGGAGUUGAUACAAGAUAUUAUCCUGAGCCUGAUCAGCGAGCUUCCUCCUGUGAAAAAGGUUGCAGAGUUCAUGGUGAAGGCAUUUCCCCAUCCCGACGAUGUCCGUGUUCCAUUAAGGGAGAAAUUCCAUUCUGUCCAACAACGCCUACGGCACUCUGUUAUUAAAGGACUGGAAGGGGAAGAGAUGAUGUCUGUUGUUACCCAUAAUGUGCAGAGGGUACGUGUGAAAGCUCUCAAACGUGUACAGAGGAACAUCGGCCCUAUGGAGAUGCAUGUUUGGGAACCGCCUCUGGAUGAGAACAUGGAGGAUGAGUCACACUGUUAUGACAAGUACUCGCUGGGUACCAGCCUCAGCAGGAGCACUCUUACUGACCUUGGCAGGAUUUACAGCGACACAGACACCUUGUCUGAUACUUUCUUUAACAAUGCUGUAGAAGACAGGUACUCGCGAUAUACUUCUAUCACCCCAUUCAGUAAGCCUGUGCUUAGUGGAAUGCCAAACAAAGUCAUUAGAGAAAAAACUAAAGAGGGAAAUGAGAUGCCCAUUGAGAAUGAACCCGCUCUGCCUAAGGUUGGCACUUGGGAAUUUGAGUGUGAUGAUGAAGAGUACACCAACUUCCUGGAUCUAUUUCUUAGCUAUCUUCUGGAGAGGGACUUGCUUCAUAGCACUGAGCCAGGGGUUCCUUUUCUCACUUCCUUCGCUCCGCAUCUUCGAGAACGUGAGCUCAACUCUCUUGCAUUUGAUGUUCAUACAACCCUAAAACGCAAACUGGGACGGCCUGAGAUAAAAAGCGUUUUUAGAGCUGGUUCCUGCUACAUAGUUCAUGUGGAACCCCCGAAUGAAUCUGCUGUGGAAGGCACAUUCACUCAGACUCAAAACACUACAGAGCCAACUCCCGUUUUGUGUUCAACGGUGGUGCUGGGGAAGCCAGUGUCCUCGGCUGAGAAAUACUUUCAUAAGGUUAGACCACAAUCCGUCAAAAAUGGCUUGUUUGGCUUACAAGAUCAAAAAGCGCAAAAAUGCCAUGAAGAUGACUGUAAUUUGACUUUUUCUGGAUACACAUUUGAUCAGUACAGCUACAGCCUCAUUCAGGACAAACACUGCACACCAAGUGAAGAGCUCGGAGCUGAGCUUCAGGCCAAAUACAGCAAUGAAGUCAAGCUGGUGGAAUGGAUGAUCCGUUGGUCUGACCGCAGGUUGUUCUGGUGUACAGGCAAAGCAGAAUUGUGCCAUGUUAGGUUCAAUACCACGAUACGUGUCAAGACCUCAUCUGCUGCUAUUCUCACAUCUGUAUGGCUGCUGGAAAAACCAUACUUGGUUCCCCCAAGACAGUACAUUGUAGCUCCCAUUGUCCCCCAUGCAGUGAAACCUAGCUUACAGAGGGAACUCUCGGUGGAGGGUGAAGAUUCUUUAUCAGAAAGAGGGUCCCUUAGUGUUGUACAUGAGGAGGAUCCAGAACUGUUAGAAGAACACAGCUCCAGAGCAUCGUCAAUAGAAAGUAUGGUGAGCCCUGACAUGAGCCCGGAAAGGCAAUCUGUAACUUCACAGGAUAAGUCUGUGGAUGACACAUCUGUCCUGUCGGAAUAUCCCAUGGAGCAAAUCCCUGUCCCUUCAGAAACAGAAGGUGAACAAGAUGACCAGCCUGACACCCAGAGAAGCCCAAAAAUCUCAGUUAGUAUAUGUCCUGUGCCAGCACAAGCAGAGAAUGUAUACUCUGAAGUGGAAGAAAAUGCAGAGGAUCCUGAACAAUCAUCUGUAGAUGAAAUACCGCAACAGUUACACAGUGACCCCACCAUAUCUAGUGGCUCUCCACUCCCACAGCCUUCACCCAGUGUCACAAAUGUUCCUCUACCUCCUGCUCCCUCUACCAACGUGCCAGAAUUUUCUAAUGGAGGACAAAGCACUCAGCCUGCCAACACCUCAGAAGCCGUCAGGCAGCUGUUCCAAGAUGAAAUGUUUCGACUACUUCAGCUUCAGCAAGUCAACUUCAUGAGCUUGAUGCAAGUUGUGGGGUCUUCCUUUGCUGCCCUGCCAGCCAUCCAGCAAGUCUUGCAGCACACAGCACAGAUGACAGGGAACCUAGUAGCCAACCCUACAGUGGGACAGGCUCCACUUCAGUUCAUUCCACCAGCUCCACUUCAGUUCAUUCCACCAGCUCCACAGAAUGAUGCCCGUCCACAGACACAGAGGGUUGACAUACAGCAAGCAUUGGAGAUUGAAGCGGGUGAAGCUGCUGAGACAAAGCCUAUAAAUCGCUCAGGCAAUAAAGAGAAUCUGCAGAAUCUGCAGAUCAGUCCCGCUCCUAGGCUCAUCCCCCUGCAGAACUUGAUUGCGUUUGAACGAGAUGCCGCACAAAAAGGAGAGCCAGGAAGUAUACAGCUGCUGAAAGCAAACAUCCAGCCUUUUGAAGAAGUGGGGAAUUCUGAGGAUAGUAUUAAAAGACAAAGGAGACGCAGUCAGAAAGAUAAAGGUGAGCAGAAGGAGAAGAAAACAUCUGUUACCUUUCGUCCAGAUAUCUCCAUCAUCACUCCAAAUAACUUUGAUGAGGUUGUGCAAAACGAGAAAGUACUUCAUGAUGAACCGAAUUUAAAGGAGGAUAAUGAAUUUGUAGUUCCGUUAGGCACCUUUGAAUCAGAGUUGACAGAUCAGAUCCCGGGCCCUUUGUUUCCCACUAUGGCAGAGUUACACUAUUUGGCUUCCCUAACGAAAAGACCACCUGAGGUUCACAAUGCGAGCACCAGCACAGACUAUGCCGGCAAAUCUUUAAUGGACAUGGGGACAAGCUAUGAAGCAUUUUCUAGCAGUCCGGUGGUGGCAUCUCCUCCUGCUGCAGCUCCCAGUGAAUCACAUAAGCCUCUUCAGGAUAAAAGGACAGAAGAACUUCAGAGCUAUCGUAUGGCCACCUCUGCUCCUGCUGCAGAUGAUAUUUCAGCUGAUGACCCCCUGCACUUGCCUCCAGUGCUCUUCCUAAACCUUCCAUACGAUGAGCAGCAAGGAAAGAUGUUUCAGAAGAAAGACACUUCACCAACAUAUGUUGAAGAAAAUCAGCGACCUGUAACAGACUUAGAUGAAGAAGAAUUUUUAAGACACUUCCCAGGUAUAGAGGACAAGCUUCCUUCUUCAGCUGAUCUACACCUCAUGGCAGCCUCUAAAAAGAAUGCUUUGUCCAGAGAAAUGUUUCCUAACACAGACAUACUCCAGAGUCAGCCAUGGUUUGAAGAUGACCAGCCCAGCACUGUAAAUGGUGUUAUGCAGCCAGAGCGACCUGUAAAUUUGAUGCCUGAUGAAGAACCUGUCUCAAAAUUCUGGACACCUAGGGCCAUAGAAAAUAAUAAUGCAUUCUACAGAAUGAAUGACAUGGAUGCCCAGCUAAGAGCCUUGCAGAAUAUGGCAGAGAGCAUGGAGAGAGACUUUGCCAAUACCGAAUUGCUGGUGAAUACGAUAGAAAAUCUGGCAACUGCAUUGGACCCGGACCCUAACACAGUCCGAACUCCUAGAGAGCCUGCAGUUCCAGGACAUGAGCCGACCCUCAAUGAGAUGGUAUUGGAGGAUCUAGCUGAGGAGGAAGAGUUUACUUUGCCCAGUUCCAGAAAUAUAAGGUUUCAUGGACAACCUCUUGAGGCCUUUAUCACUGGAAAACCUUCCGCUCGUCCACUUACAGUUCAUCUUGUUUCAGAUCCCCGGCAAGACAAACUCGUCAUGGAGAAAAGCACUGUAAGCGAGCAGCUCCAGAUGACCGGGCUCAGCGACAUUGCUGACAUUCUGACUGAUCUGAUGGAGGGAGGGGUGUCCGCUUCUGAACUUGGACUGACCGAGACCCAGGCACAUGCCAUCUCCAGGCAAAGGCUUCAAAAUACUUCAAAGAGGAGCCAGAAGGAAAAGGCAGAGCUGCGGAUGUGGAUGAAGAAGAAGCAGAGGGAGCGCCUGUCUGAAUACAGGAAGAAGCUGGAAGAAUUGAAAGAGAGAGAACACAAGCCAUUCCAGUUGCAGCACAACGCUUUGAGGAAAGAUAUAUUAGAGGGGAAGGACGUCAAUCUGGCGUCUCUGCUGAUAGCAGCUCAUGAUGUGACGGAGCACAAGGCAUUUGCCUGUGAAGAGGUCUCUGUCGUCCUCAAAGCUAGGGACCCCAGGCUUAGUCGGAAACUAUCCAUUUCGGAAUUUGUCAUAGCGUUUGGUAUUUAUAGAGAUGUGGUGUGCUCAGCGAGUCCUAACCGUAGGGAAGAGCUGGACGCAUAUUUGCACAUUGUCAUGGAUUUAGCUUAUAAAUAUGGUGGCUUGACGUACUAUGAUUAUCACCGGGCGUUCUCAGCCAAAGCUGCAGCAGGGCUCUCACAAUUUCAUUUUACGGCCAACUGGGGGAGGAUGUACACGGAAUUAUUCUGCAGGCACUUUGCCGGGCUCAAGGCCCCCGUGUGCAUGUCGUGCCAAUCCUCGGUGCACACCACCAAUUG